GGCAAGGCGGUGUAAAGGGCGGGGAGAAGGCGCGGGCCCUCACUGCCGGCCCGGGGCUGGUGGGGCGGCGAGCGCGGGGCCGAAGGAGCGCGGCGAGGCGGUCUGCGGCGCUCAGCCCUCGCACGGAAAGCGGUCCUCCCUCCCCUGCCGCGUAGCCCCGCGCUGUGGGCGCAGCGAUGCUGGUGCUGGUGCUGUGCGCCGCCGUGCUGGCGGGAGGCCGGGCCCAGGACGACGACUGGAUCGACCCCACCGAUAUGCUCAACUACGACGCGGCGUCGGGAACGAUGAGAAGGCCUUACAAGGUAAACUAUCAUGAUUCUGAGGAUAAGACAGUGGAUGGAAUCAUCAAUGAAAACUUAUCAAGUUGUUCCAGGGAAGUGGAUUCUUUGCAGCGGAAGAUUGCAGAAUGUGAGAACAGGAAUGCCAAAUCUCGUGAAAGCCGGAGCUUUUAUAUUUUUAAGCGGUACUUGAAUAAGAUUUUAAAUGAAGCUAGGAAACUUGGCCUUCCCGAGGGAAACAUGGACCAAGUGCAUUAUGAUGCUGAGAUUAUCCUCACAAAACAGACACAUCUGGAGAUCCUCCGGUUCCUGCAGGAGGAAGCGUGGCAGCCAGGUGCUGUGGAUGAUGCACUUAGCAAUAUUUUGAUCAAUUUUAAGCACCACGAUUAUAAAGCUUGGCACUGGAGAUUUGAAGACACUUUUGGAAUUGAUCUGUAUAACGUGUUUAUGAUACUCUUGUGCUUAGUGUGUGUUGUCAUUAUAAUAGCUACAGAGCUGUGGACACGUAUCCACUGGUUUGUUCAGCUGAAACGUGUUUUAUUAAUAAGUUUUCUCAUCAGUUUUGCAUGGAAUUGGCUUUACUUAUAUAAGCGAGCUUUUGCACAGCAUCAAGCAGAAAUUGCCAAAAUGGGGCAGUUUGAUAACAUUUGUGCUGAGAAGUUGGACUGGAGAGAGAGCCUUAUUGGAUGGCUCAGAAGACAGUGGACAUUUCAGGAUGAUCCAUGUCAGAAGUACUAUGAAACUUUGCUAGUAAACCCUGUGCUGCUGGUUCCACCAACAAAGGCAUUGGCUAUUACUUUUACCACCUUUGUGACUGAGCCUUUGAAGCAUGUGGGACAAGGUAUUGGUGAAUUCAUCAGAGCGCUUAUGAAGGAGAUACCACUGAUUCUGCAGGUUCCAGUGCUAAUCAUGAUGGCUCUGCUCAUUCUGGCUUUCUGCUAUGGUGCAGCAUCAUCACUGUCUGCAAUAAGAUAUUUAAUGCCUUCUCAGAAGAAGAGGCUUCCUCUACCUGACGGUCAGCAGGAGGAAAUAGACUUCAGUCAGUAUGAUGGGAGUAAAUCCGAUGGCUGCUAUUCACAGAAGACUCCUAGCAUUUACAGAGGCCACUACAACAGAGGAGAUGUUCAGAUGAGACGUGGAAAUAGCAGCAGCAGUCUUGAUGUGCUGCAUGCGAGUGGAGAGCCAGAUACACGAGUAGAGGAGUCUCAAAAACCAGAAGCUGGUAAUAGAUUUCACCCUGAGGCUGAAAUUCGUAGAUUAGAACCUUCUCCAGCUGCAACCCAUACCGGAGAAAAGGCACUUGAGCAUCAGAAGCAGUGGACAGAUAAAGCAGAGGAAGAGACUGCGAAAAGUAGUGAUCCUAACAGAAACGAGGAAGGACAAAGUUGUGCAGUGGGACCUGCUGAAGAGAGGAAGAGCAGUACGUGCGAGUCACAGGAAGGAGACUGAGGAGUCCCCACACUCUGUGGUAAGUUUUGUCUAACAUGUAAUUGUCACGUACUUGCUAGCUCCAAAGCUACAAGACAAUGUAAAAUCUUCAGUAAUUAUAAAAUAUUUGGAAUUAUAUGGAGCCUA
Lagopus muta (rock ptarmigan) is the source of this 1853-nucleotide messenger RNA. It is a transcript of the gene CLCC1, whose product is annotated as chloride channel CLIC like 1. The record is from RefSeq and is a predicted model, not a curated record. NCBI's taxonomy places the organism in Eukaryota, Metazoa, Chordata, Aves, Galliformes, Phasianidae. Gene Ontology annotation, molecular function: chloride channel activity. The transcript is spliced from 11 exons. Bases 177 to 1727 code for a protein of 516 amino acids. Gene Ontology annotation, cellular component: endoplasmic reticulum; membrane.